This is a messenger RNA of Penicillium daleae, 1113 nucleotides long. Its product is annotated as pantoate--beta-alanine ligase PAN6. Gene Ontology annotation, biological process: pantothenate biosynthetic process. Gene Ontology annotation, molecular function: pantoate-beta-alanine ligase activity. The record is from RefSeq and is a predicted model, not a curated record. NCBI's taxonomy places the organism in Eukaryota, Fungi, Ascomycota, Eurotiomycetes, Eurotiales, Aspergillaceae. The transcript is spliced from 2 exons. Bases 1 to 1113 code for a protein of 370 amino acids.
AUGUCCCGCUUGGUGAACGGCGUAAAGUCUUUCUCCACUGCGGCCUCCUCGCUACUCGCCGACGCUUCGGCCGCUGCCGCGCGGUCGGUUCGUCAACCGUCCUCGUUUCAGGUCUUCCGUGACGUCCCCGAACUUCGCCAAUUGCGUCGGAAAUUGAUUCAAAAUGAUCGCACUAUGGGGUUCGUGCCCACGAUGGGCGCCCUUCAUGAAGGUCACCUGUCGUUGAUUCGAGAGGCUGCUCGGGAGAACACUGACGUCUUCGUGAGCAUCUACGUCAACCCGACUCAAUUUGGCGUGAAUGAAGACCUUUCGAGCUAUCCUCGUACCUGGGAUAGCGACGUCGAGAAAUUGGAGAAGCUCAAUGAAGAGCUAAGUAGCUUGGGUGCUUGCACUGGACAAAUUACCGCCAUCUUUGCCCCAACCUCCAAGGUCAUGUACCCUACAUUGCCACCUUCGUCGGAAAUCGACGGACACGGCUCGUUCGUUACGAUCACACCUCUUGCGAGAAAGCUUGAAGGUGUCUCCCGCCCAGUCUUCUUUCGAGGUGUUACAACGAUUUGCAUGAAGCUAUUCAAUGUGACCACUCCCGAUCGUGUCUACUUUGGCCAGAAGGAUGUCCAACAAACUGUGAUCAUAAAACGCAUGGUUAAGGAUUUCCUCAUUGAUACUGAGGUUCGGAUUGUACCAACUACCCGUGAAGCUGAUGGAUUGGCCUUGAGCUCCCGGAAUGUUUACCUUGGGGCUCGCAGACGGGCCGUGGGACUCACCCUCUACCAAGCCCUGAGUGCCGCAGCGGAGGCAUACAAGGCAGGCAAAGCCUCUCGAGAUGAUAUCUUGGGGGCUGCCCGCAGUGUUGCCGAGCGUGUACUGUCCGAACAGCAGGCGCUCUCCCCGUCGGAGCGGGCGCUGUACGAGGUUGACUACAUCUCCCUCGCGGAUCCGGAGAGUUUGGAGGAGCUGGACCUUGUCGAUUUCAAGAAGGGGGCUGUGCUGAGCACGGCCUUUAAGAUGGCUCCUCUGGAGGAGACUAAUCCUGGCGAGGAUUGCGGUUUGGGAGAUGGAAAGGUCCCCGUACGGUUGAUUGACAACAUGAUCCUCCAGCCCCAGUCUUAA